Prorocentrum cordatum is the source of this 713-nucleotide messenger RNA. The record is from the annotation of a GenBank genome assembly. NCBI's taxonomy places the organism in Eukaryota, Dinophyceae, Prorocentrales, Prorocentraceae.
AUGCGUCCCGGUACGGGCAUCCUGGUUCAGGCAGGUUUGGUGCAGCUUCCAUUUUGUCCGCAAUCUAAUUACACACACACACACACACACGCGAAGACAUUCGGCUUGCGGGUCCUUUCCUUUCUGUUCAGUGGGAUGGCGGUCCAGAAGGCACUUCGGACCGUGUGGUCCGCGUUUGCAGUUAUCCUCAGCAUCAGCGUACCCACUGCGACCUCGAUCGGUGUGAGUUCCAAGCCGAAGUGUGCAGAUGACGACGCCCAAAUUAUUGCGCUGGCUAACGGCAUCGGCGUUAAGAUCGGAGGUUGUGCUGAGGUGCAGCCUUAUUGCGAAGAUGCGGCGUAUGGCAGCACUGUGCAGGCGACCUGCCCUGCAACGUGUGGCCUCUGCAGGGUGGCCAGCCCCAGCAGCUCCCAAGCGGCCAAGGUGCUGAUGGACAGGAGCUCCAGGGGCUCUCGGGACGCGGAUGCUCAACAGUCCUUGGACAGGGCUCUGGCGGCGAAAGGGCCCGACCCGACGCCGAGGCCGACGCCGUGGCCGACGCCGUGGCCGACACGGUGGCCCACGCCGAGGCCGACGCCGUGGCCGACGCCGUGGCCGACGCGGUACCCGACGCCGUACCCGACGCCCAAGCCGACGCCGUGGCCGACGCCGAGGCCGACGCCGUAUCCGACGCCGAGGCCGACGCCGUAUCCGACGCCGAAGCCGACGCCGAA